Messenger RNA from Paramuricea clavata, 1242 nucleotides. The record is from the annotation of a GenBank genome assembly. NCBI's taxonomy places the organism in Eukaryota, Metazoa, Cnidaria, Anthozoa, Malacalcyonacea, Plexauridae.
AUGAGCGAAUACGACGAUUGGGGAUUAGAACUCUUAAGAAAAGAAUGUGCUGGCCGUGAAAUUGUAAUUAAUACAAAAGAUGGCGUUAAAACACUUGCUGCAAGGUUAAGAGCAAGUGAUAAAGCUGUAGAAAAAGUACAAACAGAGGACGAGACUGUAGAAUUGGAAACUGACAGAGGGGUGUUUGAGCCUUCAAAAACACGAACAACAAAAACUGUAGAAGACUCGGGUAAUUUCAGUAGUGACCAUGACUAUGGCAAUAAGGGCAAAAUUCCCUCGGGUCCCACAAGUUAUGAACGUACUCGCGAGCCCCUGGGGUCCUUAAGUUUUGACGAACGAUUGCGUCUUUUGCAAUUUGAAAGAGAUAUGGCAUUAGAACGCGACGAACUUGAAAUGAGACGGGAAGAGCGUAAAAGGAGGGCUGAGAGGGAAGAUAAAGCGUUUGAAGUAGAAUUGGAACGAGAGAAAUAUCAGAUCUAUGUAGCUAAGCAGAGAGUACCAAAGCCUAUAAAGGUGCGAGAAAUGAGAGAAAAUGAGGAUAUAGAUGAUUAUUUUCGAAUUUUUGAGAUGACUGCUAAGGCCCAGUUAAUUUCGCAAGACGAGUGGCUAGGUAGUUUAAUCCCCCGUUUAAGUGAAAAAGUGAAGUCUAUAUAUUUAGAAAUUGUUGGUCCAGAUGCUCAGGAUUAUAAUAAAAGUAAGGCUAUUAUAUUAAGAGCAUAUCAGCUUAAUGUUGACCAUUAUAGAUAUCGAUUUCGCCAUUCAGAAAAAAAGGCUGGCGAAGAUUUUGGCCAGUGGGCUCACAGAACCCGUAGAUCCUUGAACCGAUGGAUGACUGUGGCAGAGGCCAUAGACAACCGAGAAAAAAUAUUAGAACAAAUUGUUAUAGAACGAUUGUUAGAUGGGGUUGGCCCUGAGUUACAAGUAUGGUUGAAAGAGAGAAAGCCCAAUACCGCAGAGGAAUUGGCAAAUUUAGCGAAUGAUUAUGUACAAAGUAGAAAGGGACCCUUAAUUGAUGGUAAAUAUGUUAGUGCCAAAAGAAAUGAUAAUAAGCCUAGGAAUGAUGAUUUUUGCAAAAUGAGAGAUAAAGUUUACGAAAAUAAUAAGGGAAAUCCAGAUAAGCCAGACUUUGGGAAAUUUCGAGAUAAAUUGGACAAGUCAAAAGUUAAGUGCUUUAAUUGUCAAGAGAAAGGUUAUUAUGCGCAUGAGUGCCGAAAGAAAAAAAACAAAAUGCCGCAUUGUUAG